ACCUUAAUAGUGCUUUAAGGAUCAUUAUUGGCUUUAAAAAGCCACUUUUUAAAUGUUAUUUUUGUAAUUCAGUGGUUAAAUCUGCAUAGAUAAAGUGAUACCUAUAGUCAGUGACAAUUUCCUUAUAUAUAGAAUCAGAAUGUUAAAAUUGAGAUCCUAUAGAGUUCCACAUUUGCACAUGAAUAACUUAAUAGUUUACAGAGGUUAAUUUGGUAAAAUAAAGUAGGUUAGUGUGUGGAAUAGCAAAGGUCAGAACCCAGGUAUAUGAAUUGUUUUUCUGGUUGUGAUGAAAAGGAACAGAUUUUAAUGGUUGAGGUAAGUUAUACAGAGGAACUCGUUAUUUGUAGUUUUGGCAGUGCAAGAAACGCAUUUUCUUAGAUGGUUCUCCUGUGAUAACAAUGUUUCUGAAAGAGAUGCUAGUGAAGCAUUUCUGUUUGAGGUUUGGUUAUGAGAGCAAACCCUUGGUUUUAUUGGGGAACCAGUAAUUCUUACUUUAAGCAGGUUAUAAAACACAAAUAAUAACAAACAUUAAAGGAAAAAGGAUGAUAACCUUAAUUGUGUGAGAUAAUGGUUAGGAUUUAUAACAAGAUAGCACUAGUUCUAUCAUACUGACAUGCAAACUUCUUGCCUAACAUGUUAAAAAUAGGAUGUGGGUUGAGCAGAUUAUUGUCCAUUACCUUUUGAUUUUUAAAAAAUACUUUAUACUUUUGAAAGUGCUUUCACAUUUUUUCUCCUUUUAUUCUUCUGGCAACCUUUAGAACAAUCUUCUCCUCCAACCCUUCCUAAGUAAUACCAACAAUAGUAGUAAUAAUAAUUAGAAAAAUAAACGUUGAGGCUGUCCAUGAUUCUGUUUCAUAGCAUCAUCUGGGCAGCUGUUAAAAGGAAAGAAAUCCUGGGAAAGAGCCUAAAUUGUACAGAUCUGUGAUUGAAGAUGUUAUUAAUGAUGUAAGAGACAUCUUUUUGGAUGAUGGAGUUGAUGAACAAGUUCUGAUGGAACUAAAAACCUUGUGGGAGAAUAAACUAAUGCAGUCUAGGGCAGUAGAUGGAUUUCAUUCAGAAGAGCAGCAGCUUUUAUUGCAAGUUCAGCAGCAACAUCAACCCCAGCAGCAGCAACAUCACCACCACCACCACCAUCAGCAAACUCAGCCACAGCAGACAGUACCUCAGCAAGCGCAGACCCAACAGGUCCUUAUUCCUGCAUCACAGCAAGCUGCUGCACCACAAGUUAUAGUUCCUGAUUCUAAGCUGAUACAACAUAUGAAUGCAUCAAACAUGAGUGCUGCUGCUACAGCUGCUACCUUGGCACUCCCUGCGGGUGUGACUCCUGUUCAGCAGAUACUAACAAAUUCAGGCCAGCUUCUUCAAGUAGUAAGAGCAGCCAAUGGUGCCCAGUAUAUCUUUCAGCCGCAGCAGUCAGUGGUUCUCCAACAACAAGUUAUACCACAAAUGCAGCCUGGUGGAGUACAAGCUCCUGUUAUACAACAGGUACUGGCCCCUCUUCCUGGAGGGAUUUCACCACAGACAGGUGUCAUCAUUCAGCCACAACAAAUCUUAUUUACAGGAAAUAAGACUCAAGUUAUACCUACAACGGUAGCUGCACCUACACCGGCACAAGCACAGAUAACUGCAACUGGCCAACAGCAACCACAGGCCCAGCCUGCUCAAGCACAAGCCCCAUUGGUGUUACAGGUUGAUGGCACUGGGGAUACAUCAUCUGAAGAAGAUGAAGAUGAAGAAGAAGACUAUGAUGAUGAUGAGGAGGAAGACAAAGAGAAAGAUGGAGCUGAGGAUGGGCAGGUAGAAGAAGAGCCCCUCAACAGUGAAGAUGAUGUGAGUGAUGAGGAAGGACAGGAGCUCUUUGAUACAGAAAAUGUUGUUGUAUGCCAAUAUGAUAAGAUACACAGAAGUAAAAACAAGUGGAAAUUUCAUCUCAAGGAUGGCAUUAUGAAUCUUAAUGGAAGAGAUUAUAUAUUUUCCAAAGCCAUUGGAGAUGCAGAAUGGUGAAGAGUUGGUUCUUUUCUUUUAUAAAUAAAACAAAGAAACUUAAAAAAAUUUAAAGUGGACAGUUUGAAACUUGGGACAUACACCAACCAAAACUUAACUUCUGCAUGUCAGAAAAGUGCAGUAGAAUCAAAGCUACUGGAACAAAGAGACCUUGACAACAUAGACACUACUAACUGGCAAGCCAUGGAACUGUAGCACCUGGGGUUGUUGGGGUGGGGGAGGUUGGGGUUUUGGAAAACCAUAACUGUUGAUUUUAAAUACAGGUACCUGCCACCAGUAAUUAGCAUGUAAAGCUUUGUCUAUAUUCCUUCCUUCAACUUGGGUUCAAUCAGAAGAAACUUGGAACGAACUGAAGAAAAUUCCCUUUUGAUAGAUUGAACUGAAACUGCGUAUCGUAUGUGGUUAUAUUUGGUAAAAAUUGCGUGUGAUCUUUUUACAAAAGGGUAAGAAUUAUGGUGUUGAAUUUUAUCACUUGUAUAAGGAAACACUUUAGAACUCUCAUUAUAGGUCUUAAAUAUUUUUACUAGCUAUUCUCCCUCAGUAAUAUAUACCUCUUCUUCCCUGCUUUAUGAAACAUCUCUUUAAGAGUUAAAGGAAGUAAUCAGUAAUCACAGUUUGGAGACAAAAUUUGACCCAGGAAUGGUUAUUUAUUUUAAUUAGGUUUUUGUACUCAUUAAAUAUAACUUUUAAAGACUUGGGCCUCAUUGAGUUAAACAGAAUUAAAAUGACAACUUUGGUUUCCUUACCAAAAAUGCUUGUUUCUUUUAGUCCCAUUCCUUAUGAAGAAACCCCAGGAUGGCUCCUCAGGAAUACAGUUUUAUUUCACAGAGGUACCAUCUAGCUGAAAUUACAUACAUAAGAAUAGAUACAGAUUUUUUCCUGUUGGGCUGAAGUAUAUGCUUAUAUAUGUGUUUAAUCUUUAAGCUAAACAGACAUUCAGAUAACAUUCUGUGCAUUGACUGAAGCAGUGGGUAGUGAGGACCUGGAUUUUUUUAAAAACAGUUUAGUAAUUAUAAAAGUUUCUUGUGUUUACUAGUGAAGAAUUUAAAAACUAUUCUAAUUGAACAAAUUUUUUUAAUUGCAACUUGGUAAUUUGAGGGAGAAAUUUUGGGGUUAAAGGGGGUGGGCCACUAAGUACAUAUUUACCUCUCUUUCAUUUGGUGGCCCUUCCAGGCCAUUGGUAAUGUAGGCAUGGGCUCCAGUUUGCACAUCGAGAAGAAAGCAUAGAAAUUUGACUUGUAUAUUAAGAAUAAUAGAAAUGUAAUAUGUAUAUUAAGAAUGCACAGCUCUGUAUUCUGUAAGAGCCUCUAAAGAACAAUAUGGCAGUGCUGUGUUCUGUAUGAACUAGUUGCCUGGGAGAACUGUAGGAACACUUCAUCUGUGUUUUCUUAUAACUGAUUCUUUUUCAUGGUCUAUCUUGACAAAUUAACGUGUGUUUAAGAUACUUGUACAUUGCUUUUUUUUUUUUAAAGUCUUCCAUUUUUGUCUUCCUUUUAUUUGCCUUUGGUGUUUCCAGAAAUAACAGAAACACUUUACAUUG
Molecule: messenger RNA, 3544 nt
Organism: Mustela erminea (ermine)
Lineage: Eukaryota; Metazoa; Chordata; Mammalia; Carnivora; Mustelidae
Gene: GTF2A1
Product: general transcription factor IIA subunit 1
Exons: 9
Coding region: 991-2004 (337 amino acids)
Biological process (GO): transcription by RNA polymerase II; transcription initiation at RNA polymerase II promoter
Cellular component (GO): transcription factor TFIIA complex
Source: RefSeq, a predicted model, not a curated record